AGUUCAUUUAGACCCAUUUAUUUAUAGGGGUUUGAUAGAUAGCAUAGCAAAGACAGAGAUCCCAAUUGCACAAAACUCAGAUCCAGAUGAAAUCAAAUCUAAUUCCAUUUCCAUAGUGAUUGUCGAUCGCCCAACGGUAUCUUGAUCGCUUGAUUAGUCGACUUCUGAGUCUCCUCAAUUAUCAAUCGGACUAUUUGGAUUUUGGAUCAUCUAAAUCUCUACAGCAGAUAAACUCUUGGCGAGGCGAUGAAUUUUCUGGGGCUGCGGUCUCAGUCGACUGCAGCUCAUGUGCCACAUCCUCCACAAGCUCUAUCGCCACAAGUGCAAGCAGAACCGAGCAUUAGGAAGCCAACUGCGACAUUAGAGGAUCUUGUAGCUGAAGAUCCGUUUCCAUUGGCGUCUUUGGUUGAAACUUUUGACGGAAGAGCUGAAGGAAUAGAGAGUGAAAAUGGUGCAUUUGGGGGAUUAAGUACAAAGAAUGGUGCACCUUUUGUGGAUAAACACAUAGACGUUUGUGAAGAAGAAGGAUGGAUUACCAUUCCAUGCAAGGAACUUCCUGACCGUUGGAAUGAAGAACCGGAUAUGCAAUCUUUUAAAUCUUUUGACCGCCCCUUUGUCUUCCCAGGAGAACAAGUUCAUAUACUAGCAUGCUUGUCUGCAUACAAGCAGGACACAGAAGUUAUCACGCCAUUCAAGGUUGCUGAACUGAUGAGUAAAAACGGUAUUAAAAAGCAAAAUGGUGAAGUCAUACACGGAUCUCCACUUGUUCACGAGGUGGCUUCGAGUCCCGCUGCUCAGGGUUCCGAUGAUAAUGCUAACGGCAAGGCGGGCCCAAAGAAGGACAUGCCCACUGGCGAGUCACUUCUCAGAAUGGAAGAUCAUAGAAGGCAAACCGAAAUGUUGUUGCAAAGGUUUAGAAAUUCCCAUUUUUUUGCCCGAAUUGCUGAGGCAGAUGAGCCGCUGUGGUCGAAAAGAAAAGCCCAUGAAACGUUUCGGGAAUCAACGGAAAUGAUUGGAGGGAAGCUUGGUGAAUACGAUGAUAAGAAGAUCCUUCCGCUUGAUAGAGAAAAUUCUGACGCUAGUACCUCCGGUGGAGUCGCGAGAAACGGGUUUAAGUGUAGCGCACUUCCUAAUGGAGAUAUAGUGGUGCUUUUACAGGUGAAUAUCGGUGUGGAUUGUUUAAAAAAUCCCGUAUUAGAACUCAUUCAGUUCGAAAAAUACGAGGAGAGAAGUUUGAGUGCUGAAGGCAGCGGCGUAACUUACUCAAAUCCGCAAACGGACCCUUGUGGAGAUCUGUUGAAGUGGUUGCUUCCUUUGGAAAAUUCUUUAGCGUCUCCAUCUCGUUCUUUAUCUCCUCCGCAGCUGAGUUCUAGUUCAAGCAUACGUAGCACAUCGACAAAGAUGAAUUCUUCGGGCUCGGGCUCAUCUUCUUCUCCGAUAUUCUCGUUUGGUCACUUUAGAAGCUACUCCAUGUCAUCAGUUCCUCCGAGCACCGUAGCACCGCCUGUUUCACCUAUUACUAAUUCUAGAUCAAUUGUUCUAGAAGAUCAGGAUCACUUGAAGUUGGGAAAGGAUGAAAAAGGUGAAGGUGAAGGGCUUGUGUCAUUUCGAGGUGUGCCGUUGGAGCCUGAACGGUUUUCUGUUCGUUGUGGACUACAAGGCAUUUACAUUCCAGGUAGACGAUGGAGAAGGAAAGUUGAAAUCAUACAACCUGUUGAGAUCACUUCUUUUACUGCUGAUUGUAAUACAGAAGACCUUCUUUGUGUUCAGAUAAAGAACAUUUCGCCUGCGCACAUGCCAGAUAUUGUGAUAUAUUUGGAUACAAUAACAAUUAUACAUGAGGAGGCUUCCAAGGGUGGCCCACCUUUGUCUUUACCAAUUGCAUGUAUUGAAGCUGGCAGUGACCACAGUUUGCCAGACUUAGCCCUCAGGAGAGGUGAAGAACACUCGUUCAUUUUGAAACCGGCCACGUCAUUGUGGAGGAACAACAGUAAGGUUCGAUUGUUCUCAAGUGUUCACGGUCCCCCUUCUGAUGGUCUAACGCUUGGUGAUAAGUAUGCAGUUCUAGUAUCAUGUCGAUGCAAUUAUACUGAAUCGAGGUUGUUCUUCAAACAGCCAACAAGUUGGCGACCUCGUAUGCCACGGGAUCUUUUGAUAUCUGUUGCAUCUCAAAUGUCAAAACCAACUCUCGGUUCAGAUGACAGGAUUCCUCAGUUACCUGUUCAGGUUUUAACACUCGAGGCUUCAAACCUGACAUCUGAAGAUCUAACACUGACAGUGCUUGCUCCGGCUUCGUUUUCUUGUCUUCCUUCAGUGGUGUCAAUAAACUCUACACCUGCAUCACCUACCGACGGUGAUAGUAAUGGGCCUCAAACUGGGCCCUUUAGUGAGUACGCAAUUUCCAUCACUGAUGUACUUCCGACAAGUGAUCUGGGAUGCACACACUUGUGGUUGCAGAGUCGAGUUCCUUUAGGGUGUGUUCCGUGUCGAUCGACAGCUACCAUCAAGCUUGAGCUACUUCCUCUUACUGAUGGAAUUAUUACUCUAGAUUCUUUACAGAUCAGCGUUAAGGAGAAAGGUUUGACCUAUGUCCCGGAGAAGUCCCUAAAGAUAAAUGCAACUUCCAGCAUAAGUAGCGGAAUCAUUUAAGUAGAAAUGAAAUGGUUGGUUUGGUGAUAUAGAUGGAAUUGAAAUGUAGUGGUUUUUGUAUGAUUUUGAGUUUGAUAUGUAUACCUUACUUACAUUGGUGUGUGGGAUUUAAACAACAAUACUACCUCCUUGUACAUUGCGAUGUAUUUUCUUUGAAUUUUAAUCAACCAUCUGUCUGGACAUUGAGUUUAAA
Messenger RNA from Helianthus annuus (common sunflower), 2842 nucleotides. RefSeq lists its product as uncharacterized. The transcript has 12 exons. The record is from RefSeq and is a predicted model, not a curated record. NCBI's taxonomy places the organism in Eukaryota, Viridiplantae, Streptophyta, Magnoliopsida, Asterales, Asteraceae. Bases 247 to 2649 code for a protein of 800 amino acids.